AUGCAGAUCUUUGUCAAGACGCUCACGGGCAAGACCAUCACUCUGGAUGUUGAGCCAUCAGAUACUAUAGAGAACGUGAAAGCAAAGAUUCAGGACAAGGAGGGUAUCCCUCCUGACCAGCAGCGUCUCAUUUUCGCCGGCAAGCAGCUGGAAGAUGGCAGGACACUGUCCGACUACAACAUUCAGAAAGAAUCUACCCUUCAUCUGGUACUCCGCCUGAGAGGUGGCAUGCAAAUCUUUGUGAAGACUCUGACUGGCAAGACCAUCACUCUGGAUGUUGAGCCAUCAGAUACCAUCGAAAACGUGAAAGCAAAGAUUCAGGACAAGGAAGAAAGAAUCUACCCUUCAUUUAGUUCUUCGCCUGAGAGGUGGCAUGCAAAUCUUCGUGAAGACUCUGACUGGCAAGACGAUCACCUUGGAUGUUGA
Messenger RNA from Eimeria mitis, 426 nucleotides. Its product is annotated as polyubiquitin, putative. The record is from RefSeq and is a predicted model, not a curated record. Gene Ontology annotation, molecular function: ubiquitin protein ligase binding; protein tag activity. Gene Ontology annotation, biological process: protein ubiquitination; modification-dependent protein catabolic process. NCBI's taxonomy places the organism in Eukaryota, Apicomplexa, Conoidasida, Eucoccidiorida, Eimeriidae. Bases 1 to 426 code for a protein of 141 amino acids. Gene Ontology annotation, cellular component: nucleus; cytoplasm. The transcript has 2 exons.